Messenger RNA from Scleropages formosus (Asian bonytongue), 4450 nucleotides. It is a transcript of the gene wdr33, whose product is annotated as WD repeat domain 33. Gene Ontology annotation, biological process: mRNA 3'-end processing. Lineage: Eukaryota; Metazoa; Chordata; Actinopteri; Osteoglossiformes; Osteoglossidae. Gene Ontology annotation, cellular component: mRNA cleavage and polyadenylation specificity factor complex. Gene Ontology annotation, molecular function: protein binding. The transcript has 23 exons. Bases 217 to 3837 code for a protein of 1206 amino acids. The record is from RefSeq and is a predicted model, not a curated record.
GCGUCCACGAGUCGAGCAACUCCGACAUGGAGGCCGAGGGUGACUGGCGUUAAAGGUUUUUCGCAGAGAAUUAGAGCGAUAGGACUGCAAUAGCUUCGACUUCGGCGAGGAAGCCAAUCCUAUAGAAAAAAAAAACCCUCCGUAAAGGCGGAUCUGGUUACCUGUAACUAGGUUCUUUUGCGGCGGGACAGUGGGUGCAGUGUCCUGGUGCUCACCAUGGCAACGGACAUGGGCUCGCCACCGCGCUUCUUCCAUAUGCCACGCUUUCAGCACCAGGCUCCUCGGCAGCUCUUCUACAAGAGGCCCGACUUUGCGCAGCAGCAGGCCAUGCAGCAGCUCACCUUUGAUGGCAAACGCAUGCGCAAGGCUGUCAAUCGCAAGACCAUCGACUACAACCCCUCCGUCAUCCGCUACCUGGAGAACCGCCUUUGGCAGCGAGAUCAUCGGGAUUUCCGAGCCAUCCAGCCAGAUUCAGGAUGUUACAACGAUCUUGUGCCACCCGUGGGCAUGCUGAACAACCCUAUGAACGCGGUCACUACAAAGUUUGUCAGAACUUCGACCAAUAAAGUCAAGUGUCCAGUAUUUGUUGUGCGGUGGACUCCGGAAGGCAGACGUCUGGUCACUGGGGCCUCCAGUGGAGAGUUCACCCUCUGGAAUGGGCUCACCUUCAACUUUGAAACCAUCCUUCAGGCUCAUGACAGCCCUGUGCGGGCUAUGACCUGGUCCCACAAUGACAUGUGGAUGCUCACAGCCGACCACGGAGGCUACGUGAAGUACUGGCAGUCCAACAUGAACAACGUCAAGAUGUUCCAGGCCCACAAGGAGGCGAUUAGAGAGGCCAGUUUCUCCCCCACGGAUAAUAAAUUUGCAACUUGCUCCGACGAUGGAACUGUUCGCAUCUGGGACUUUCUGCGCUGUCAUGAGGAGAGGAUCCUGAGAGGCCAUGGUGCAGAUGUGAAGUGUGUGGACUGGCACCCGACCAAGGGCCUGGUGGUGUCCGGCAGCAAGGAUAGUCAGCAGCCAAUCAAAUUCUGGGACCCAAAAACGGGACAGAGUCUGGCCACAUUACAUGCCCAUAAAAACACAGUGAUGGAGGUGAAGUGGAAUCUGAAUGGCAACUGGCUGCUAACGGCAUCUCGCGACCACCUGUGCAAGCUGUUCGACAUCCGUAACCUCAAAGAAGAGCUGCAGGUCUUCAGGGGCCACAAAAAGGAAGCCACAGCUGUGGCUUGGCACCCUGUUCAUGAGGGCCUGUUUGCCAGUGGAGGCUCCGAUGGAUCCCUGCUCUUCUGGAAUGCUGGGGUGGAGAAGGAGGUGGGGGGCAUGGAGAUGGCCCACGAAGGGAUGAUCUGGAGCUUGGCCUGGCACCCUCUUGGACACAUCCUGUGUUCCGGCUCCAAUGAUCACACCAGUAAGUUCUGGACCAGGAAUCGCCCUGGAGACAAGAUGCGAGACCGCUACAACCUAAACCUGCUGCCAGGAAUGUCGGAGGAUGGCGUGGAGUACGAUGACAUGGAGCCCAACAGCUUGGCUGCCAUCCCUGGUAUGGGCAUCCCUGAGCAGCUUAAGGCAGCAUUGGAGCAGGAGCAGAGCGGGAAAGAAGCAUCAACAGAUGUAGAAAUGACCAUUCCUGGACUUGACUGGGGGAUGGAGGAGGUUAUGCAGAAAGACCAGAAAAAGGUUCCGCAGAAGAAGGUCCCAUACGCCAAACCGAUACCAGCCCAGUUUCAGCAGGCAUGGGCUGAGAAUAAGGUGCCUGCACUGCCCCCUGGGGAGAUGCCCAAGGAGAGGAAGGACGAAAAGAAGGUGGACGGAAAGAAGAAAACGCAGGCAGAGAUUGAGCAGGAGAUGGCAGCGCUGCAGUACACAAACCCUCUUCUUCUGGAGCAACUCAAGAUUGAACGCCUUGCUCAGAAACAGUCGGAUCAGACUGCACUACCUCCUGGACAGCAGGGGGCGCUGCAGCCCUUCCCUGGACAGGGGUCCAUGGUGCCACCCACUCAAGGAUUCCCGCAGUCUCUUCCACCUCAGCCGAUGCCCCACAGCAUGCCCCACAACAUGCCCCCCAUGGGUCCCGGGGGUCUCCAAGGUUCCUUUUUGCCUCAGGGCCAGAUGGGCCCUGCAGGGCCCCAACUUCACCAGGGACCUCCUCAGGGUUUCAUGGGGCCCCCAGACAUGCAUGGACCCCAAAACCUGCAGAGGCAUCCUGGGCCCCUCAGGCACAUGGGGCCUCAAGGGCCACAUGGAAUUCCACCUGGAUCCAGAGGAAUGACUGGGGCCCCUCAAGGAGGGAUACAGGGGCCUUCUGGGCCUCAGAGCAACAUGAUGCCCCCUCCGCCUCGAGGAAUGGGGCCUAGAGACAGCCAGGGCCCUGGGCCACAAGGCAUGAUACCCCAGGACAUGCGAGGUCCCCUGCCCCAGGGCAACAUGAUGAGCCACCAGGCUUUAACCAUGCAUGGCCCACAAGGUCAGCAGAACCCCCCACGAACGCAUGGAAACAUGCAGGGUCCCCCCGGAAGCAUGCAGGGGCAUCCUGCUAACAUGCACGGUCCCCCAGGAAACAUGCAGGGUCACCCAGGCAACGUUCACGCCCCCCCAGGCACCAUGCAGGGACACUCGCCGUUUAUACAGCAGGGAAAGUCCCCGCUGCUAGGUGAUGGAUCCAGAGGACAGUUCAACCAGGUGGGACAGAGCCCAGGAUCUCAAGCUAUGAUGUCGGGGAUGGUACCACAGGGACCCAGUGGAAAAGGAGACACUCGUGCCCUCCCCAACCACCACCUGGGUCCGCACCCUGAUCGCCGGGGGUCCGAAGGGGCAGGAGGGCCAGACCAGGUAUCAGACCGGGCCGCGCUGUAUUGGGGAGAGUCCCGUGACGGGCGCCGGGGACCCGCUGAGUACGAAGGGACGGACGAACGUUUCCACCUGAGGGGGGAGGACGGUUGGAGGCCGCAGCGGGGUCCCGCACAAGAUUACCCUGGGGAUGCCAGGGCUGCCAGGGGAGGAGCUGCGGGGAAAUGGGAGUCUCACCGUGGGCCUGAUGAACGAUACCCGCGGGAUACGGAAGAGGCCCGUUUCCGUGGACGCAGAGAGGAGAGGUUUGACAGUUACGAGGGUCCCGGGGAUGACUUUGACCAACGGCAGCGGGAGCUGAGACGACCUGGACACACCCCCCGGCACAGCCAGGACCCAGAGGACCCGUUCCGCAGGGGGGGACCCAUGAGGCAGGAGAGCCGGGGCGGGGCCCGGGGGGCCCGAGGGUUUCCUGACGACUUUGGAGUGGAGGAGCCCAUGGAGGAGCCAUGCCGCAGCUGGGACAGCGCAGCCAGAGGGCGGAGCCGCACAGCUCCACCCCGUGGAGGUGGGCGAAAAGGACUGCUGCCGACACCAGAAGAGUUCCCCCCACACUACGAUGGAGGACGGAACCUGGACAGCUGGGAGGGGGGUCGCGAUCCAGGGCAUGAGGUCUACAGGGACGGACAGCGGUCGGAACAUUGUCCCCGGGACAGCCCGUCAGGGCCUGGCAGGGAGCGCUCGUCCUCUCUGCAGGGAAUGGACAUGGCCUCGCUGCCUCCCCGUAAGCGGCCGUGGCAUGACGGGCCAGGCACUGCAGACCCUCGCGACAGUGAUGGCUCUGGAUCCAUGGGGGAGGACAGAGGCCGCCCCUCACAGAGGGAUCCUCAUCGAGAUGAAGGUGGAUACGGAGUGUCAUCUCGAGGAGGCCGGGGGGGGUGGGGCCGGGGUGGAGCAGCUGGAGGUGGAGCAGCAGGAGGGAGCUCAGGGCCUACGACACGACGAGGCGCCAACCGUGGGAUGUCCCGAGGCGGCCGCUCGCGAUAGGAAUGCUUCUGUUGGACUCUUGACAGCCACGAGCUCUGUGGAGGGCUGGGACCAAACACACACCUCCUUCCGAAUGUCAUCUGGGCUUGCAGGCAUAUACGUGUGUGCGUGCGCACGCACGCGUGCAUAUGUGUAUUCUCACAUCUGCGCGGGUGUCUGUACCUCUCCCCCUGUAGAUUUGAGACUGUCUGUGGGUUCUGGCUGUCUUAACUAGACACCUGCAGGUGGUGCUGUUCCCUGCUGAACAGAGUCCGGGAGAAGGUCGUGUGGAUCUUGAAAUGGAACUGGAGUUGGGUCUCCUGCCCUCCUCCAUGUGCUCCACAGAGACCCACUGGGACACCGGUCCCCCUCACUCACACAUUAUAUGCAUGCAUGCGCGCACACACACACACACACACACACACACACACGCGCAAAAAAACCCCACCACCACUAAACUUAGUAAUUCUUUCCUGAAAUUUUUAAUAUAAAGCAGAGGAAGUUGUAUUCUGUCGUAGCCACGCCCCUUUGCGUGGGGACGCAGCCUUUGUUUGUAAAUGUACAGUUUGUCAGCAGAUUGUCAUAUUGUUUUGUCCUUUUUGUAUGACUGCAAUAGAUUUUGUGCAAAAUUUGA